Molecule: messenger RNA, 6601 nt
Organism: Candoia aspera
Lineage: Eukaryota; Metazoa; Chordata; Lepidosauria; Squamata; Candoiidae
Gene: MINDY2
Product: MINDY lysine 48 deubiquitinase 2
Exons: 8
Coding region: 54-1274 (406 amino acids)
Biological process (GO): protein K48-linked deubiquitination
Cellular component (GO): cytosol; cell periphery
Molecular function (GO): cysteine-type deubiquitinase activity; cysteine-type carboxypeptidase activity; K48-linked deubiquitinase activity
Source: RefSeq, a predicted model, not a curated record
UCAUGGCGGCGCGGCGGCGGGGCGGGAGCCGGUAGAGGCCCAGGCGCGGCGGCAUGGAGGCUCCGCCCGAGCGCCCCGCGGAGCAGGAGCAACCCUCGUCGCCCGCGCCGGGCCGGGAGCGCGCCCCGCGGCAGGCCGUGUACCACCUGAAGUGGGUGCGCUGGCGGGAAUCGAGCGCGCCGGUGGUCACGCAGAACGAGAACGGGCCGUGCCCGCUGCUAGCCGUCAUGAACGUGCUGCUGCUGGCCUGGAAGGUGAAGCUGCCGCCCAUGAUGGAGAUCAUCACCGCGGAGCAGCUGAUGGAGUACCUAGGAGACUAUAUCCUUGAUUCAAAACCAAAAGAAAUCUCUGAAAUCCAGCGUUUAAACUAUGAACAGAAUGUGAGUGAUGCAAUGGCAAUCCUGCAUAAGCUUCAGACGGGUCUUGAUGUGAAUGUGAAGUUCACUGGGGUACGAGUAUUUGAAUACACACCCGAAUGCAUAGUGUUUGAUCUCCUUGAUAUUCCGUUAUAUCACGGGUGGUUGGUAGAUCCUCAGAUUGGAGACCUUGUGAAAGCAGUCGGCAACUGCAGCUACAACCAGCUGGUGGAGAAGGUCAUCUGCUGCAAGCAGUCAGACAACAGUGAGCUGAGGGAGGAAGGUUCCGUAGCAGAGCGGUUCCUCAGCAGCACGGCCACUCAGCUGACGUACCACGGCCUGUGUGAGUUGACGGCCACCGUUCAAGAAGGAGAGCUGUGCGUGUUCUUCAGAAACAACCACUUCAGCACCAUGACCAAGCAUAAGGGCCAGCUUUACCUUCUGGUGACAGACCAAGGUUUCCUUACAGAAGAUAAAGUUGUUUGGGAAAGUUUACACAACGUGGAUGGGGAUGGGAACUUCUGUGAUUCUGAAUUCCACCUGCGACCUCCAUCUGAUCCAGAAACUGUAUACCAUGGGCAGCAAGAUCAGAUUGACCAGGACUACCUGAUGGCCUUAUCUUUGCAACAAGAACAGCAGAGCCAAGACAUCAAUUGGGAACAGCUCCCAGAAGGAAUCAGUGACCUUGAGCUGGCCAAGAAACUUCAGGAAGAAGAAGAUCGACGGGCCUCACAGUACUAUCAGGAGCAAGAACAGGCCGCCGCCGCUGCUGCCAUAACAACUCAAGUCCAGCAAGCCCAGGAUGCUGCCCCUUCCCCGGUGGGACGACAAGCUGGGGGCAGUGAACGGAAAAGAAAAGAGCCGCGGGAGAAGGAAAAAGAGCGGGAGAAGGAGAAGGGCAGCUGUGCAAUUUUAUAGCGAAGGGCAACGCCGGACCCGAGCACGUCUGCUCAAAGCAUGAGCGAGGAACCCUGCGGCCCAGAAGCGCCACCUGCCACCCGCGCCUGCGAGGCCUGCAGUUGGUGGCGUCCUAAAGACCCCUGCACACGCAGCCCUUCGGGGGCUUUGGGUGGGCGGCCUGCUGUGGGGAUGGAGCACCGCGGGGAGGGUUGUGCACUGCAGGUGGGAGGAAGAGUAACGCAGGAGUAUUGGUUGGCGUACCCCGCUGUGGUGAAGGAGCAGCUCCCUGCCUGCCUCGUGGGGCUUCCGCCGAAGGCCUGCCUGUAGACCACCAGGAGUUGAUUUUGGGUGGUGUGCAGGGCGCGCUGCAGACAGAGAUCUUGGCAUUUCACAGCCUCGCUGCACAUCAUUUCCCUGGACUCGUGGGCUUUGCCCCUAACAGGCUUCAGCUGAGUUUCCUUGGCUAACAUUACAAAGGGGAGGGUUUCAGGAACCCAUUGACUGUGCUGAAGCAAGAGAAGGCAAGAUCUCAUCAGGACUAGGCUCGCCACGGUCUGGUCGGUGGAGUCCUUGAGCUUGAGCUUGGUGGCGGCUUGCAGAUGCUUCAUGACCCAACUAGGUAAUGCCAUCAGUGCUGGUGAGGGUGGGGCUUGCUCCCUGUUUACAUCCAAUAGCUCGCCCUGCCAGUGUUGGUGGGGGUGUAGUUUCCUCCUUGGUAGUUCCUUGAUUAGGGUAUUGUUUUCCACCUGAUGGUUUGUCUGUUUGAUUGCUUGUCUCCAUGCUAGUUCCUUGACUGGGGUAUUGUUUUCUGCUUGAUAGUUUGGUGUUAAUCCCUGCUUAUCUGGAUGUAGGCUGCUGAAGAGGAUGUGUUUCAUCUUUUUUGUUUCCUCCUUAGCUUUUUUAAUUGUCUUUUCUGAAUGGUGUAUAGAUGUGGUUCAUCUCUGUCUAUUGAUGGCUGAUGUGUCUGUGUGCCAAGAACAUACAACAUAGCCAAAGAACUUACAAAAAUGCUUGGACACCUCACAGAGGGGAGCAAAUAUUCUAUCAAGUCCCCUCUACAGUGCCUCCAGAAAAUCAAAGACCUAAAAAUAGCAGAAGAUGAAAUUAUGGUUUCAUUUGAUGUCAUAGCACUCUUUAAGUCCAUAGAUCCAGAACUAGCGAAAGAAUCCACGACCGCAGCACCGCGCAACGCACUCGACUGGCCAAACACGCCAAGAUUGGAGCACCCGGCAUCACGGGCCUCCUCGGCCUCCACCUCACUACCUGGCUUCGGUUUGGUGGGCAAACAUGCCAACGAUCCGAGGAACGCCCACGGGAUCGCCACUCUCAGAACGCACAGCAGAUACUGUACUUCAGUGCCCAGAAACUCUGGCACUCCCACGCACACAACCAGAAGUGUGGAUCCGGCAUGUAGGCGACACCUUCAUCGUCACAAAGAAGGAACAACUAGAGACGACACAUGAAGCAGUCACCACCACCUUCAAAGGAAUAAAAUUCACAAGGGAGGAAGACAACAACACACUGACCUUCCUGGAGAUCACCAUCGGCAGAGGAAACAACGGCAAAUUAGAAACACAAAUCGAUUGAAAAACAACCCGCACUAACCGAGUGCUCCCUUGCCCAAGCAACAACCCCACCUCCCACAAGAGGAGCUGCAUAUGAGCAUUAUUCAGCUGAGCACUAACGCACUGCAGCAACCCAGAACAUCAGAAUAGGAAACAGACCACCCAUGCAGCAUCUUCCAGCAAAAUGGAUACCCACGCCACUUUAUCAAACAGUGCCUGACCCCUCAACCCACUACAGCACAACCAACACAAGCUAUGAAAAGGACAACACUGCCUUAUCUCAGAAACAUCUCAGAAACAAGCCAACAGCCUGUUACAACUACACGGGAUCACGGAUUGCACACAAACCAACCAGAGUUCUCCAAACUAUCUUAAGUGCACCAAAAGUCCCAGCAGCCCAAGAAGAAAAAACAGGAGUCAUCUACAACACGCAGUGCAAGGACUGUCGCAGCCACUGUGUAGGACGGAUGGGCAGAAGACCGGCAGAGCACAUCCAGGAACACCAACUGGCAGUCAGAAGCCACCAUGAAAACAACUCCAUCCCACAAACACACGGACAGACUCAGCCAUAGUGUCAACUGGGAAGCUGAGAGCAUCCUAAGCCAAGCCAAGUCCAGAAACGCGAGGGGAUUCCUGGAAGCUUGGCACUCGGACAAAUCAGCCAUCAGUAGACACGGAGUGAUAAACCAGAUUCACACACCAUUCAAGAGAGACAACAGAAAAGCUAAGAAGGAAGCCAAAAGAGCAGAACACAUCCCCUCCAGCGGCCAACAGCCAGAUAAGCAGGGACCAGCACCAGACAAAUGAUCAGGCAGAAAACAAUGUCCCAAUCAAGGAACUACCAAGGAAGAAACCAGACCCCCACCAAAACUGGCAGGGCGAGCCGCGGUAUAUAAGCAGAGAGCAGACCCCCCCUCCCUCGCACUGAUGAUGUCACCUAGUCAGGCAACGAAACGUCUGCCAGCCAACCGCCAAGCUCAGAGAGCACCGAGGGCUCCACAGUUCAACCCUGCGCUACGGAGAUUCUCUUCUAAUGGUCUCAUCUUUCCAAUUUUUAAUCAAUUGGUCAGACUCUGCAGGGGAGUUAGUAACUGGGGGUUGGGGGGGGAGAGCAGGGAAGCUGAUGUUCUACACCGUGGGAUUAAACUUGCUUGAGACCUGCUUUCUCCCCUACCUCCCAGGAAGCAUCUAGCGUGAGACACGUGAAGGUGUGCUUGGUCACACGUCUCAAGUGAACUGCAGGUUGGUCAUUUGUAUCGUGCUGAUGCAGAUUGUUUCAAGACAUGGAUCCUAACUGCAUACAUCAGUGAGUCCUCUGGACACCAGUGGCACUUACUUGUUCAUGUAGGAUGUGGAUGGGCCACUGUUUGGAGAAAACAUGUCUGUCUGCAGAGUUACCGGGGGGGGGGGUGUGUCAAACGUUGUAAGACCUAGUAUAAACCAACAUGCUACAUGCCAUAGGAUAUAUGGGCUUCUGAUUGGAGUACCUGUGACUUUUACUUUUGCAAGGAAGGGAGACAAUUCCCAAGUUUCCCUCUCUAGAAGGGCAGCAAGCCUCAUCCUUUCAGGUAACGUUAUCAGUUUGCAGAUGCUUUAGGCAGCUUUUGCUGUACCUAUAGAGAUUGGAUUUAAGACCAGACCUAGAUGUUUAUAUACAAAUUUUGGUCCCAAGCCAACAUUCACACGGAAUGUGACAAUCUCACUACAGGGAAGAGGAUUGAAAUGUCAUUGAAAACCUGUAGCUUAUUUUUUUUUUCCUGAAAUGAAGUUUUUUUGGAUGGAAUCUAGAUUGGCAAUGCAGUGAUCGGUUUCUAACUCCUCCUGCCUUACAGCUGUUUAAUUACCUUAAACUGGAGGAAAGGGGGGUGGGUGGGAGAAUAAAAAUUUAACUUUAGCAACAUUAUUUCCACAGAUGAUGUUUGUCUCUACAUCUGCUGUGUACAUGUUCUCUUUUAAGUCUGAAAUACUUGCCUUUGGCCAUUAAGCUGAACUAGACAUACUCUGGCCCGUUGCUAACUUACAUAACGGUUCUACGCAGAACUGAAUUUACCUUGUAUCGUGUUAGAGUGGUAUGUCAGCAUCUCUCUUAAACUGUACAUUUCCAAAGUAUCUUAUUUCAGAUGUGCAUAUUACCCUAACCUAUUUUAGACUGGAGUGCCAUCCUAUGUUGUUAACUUUAAGGUAUAUGCUACCACUGAAGUUAGAUUGAAGUUUAUUUUUAGAAAAACGGCCCUGUUUGUUUACAUGAAGUGUAAAUUUGUACUGUUUUCUGUUUCCACAUGCUACAUUUGACAGAUGCGAAAUACACAAACCUAGCAGAGGAAACACAGGACCACUGUUAGCAGUUUGCUUUAGUCACGCACCGUGAGUGACAUUCUGAGAGAGCAGAACAAGAAAGCUUGCCUCCGUCUCCGAUUCCUGACGUGCUCGUGCCAGUUUCAAGGAAAACAGCCUUGCCAAAAGAGCGUGAGGCGUUGUCUUCAGGGGGCUGGUCGUCCAGUGUCUCUGCUCUAGUGAUGCGUUGUGUCUAAUAGACAGUUCUCAGGUAGAGAAGUGACUUCCUCUCGGCAGAAGGGCAGUUCUCUCUCAUCAAUAAUCAGCGGCAGUUCAGUCGAGCCCCGUGUCUCGCCAGCACACCCCUCCUUCCUCGCCAGAGGUCGACAGCCUUCAUUAGGCAGGCCUGCUGGGUGGUGGCCGUGCAGGCACCGAUGGCAGGAAGGGGGUCCCUGCGUUCUCAAACUGCUUGCCCCGCCCCCCUUGUUGAGUUGGCUCUGCAGCUGGGGGGCACCGUAACCGAGGCCUUACUAGCGUACUCCACAUUGUCUACCUCUCCCCAAAGUUGCUGUCCCAGCAAGUUGCCUUUUUAUUUCUGCAGAAAGUGGAGUUUUUUUUUUUUUUUUUUGUUCUGCUUCCGAGUGACGCUGUCCUGCCUGCCUUAUGCCUAAGUUUUUAGCCUAGCCCAGCAAGCCCUGCCUCGGAGAGAAACUGCUGUUUCCUUGGAAGGGCUUUGGUAGCGAGCAAGGGAGAGAUGCCGUGCCAGGGUUCACUAGUGAGGGCUAUGGGAGAGAAUACCGGCUGCGGGUCUCUACUGUGGUGAUGCAUGUAGAAUGAAGUUCAUCAGUACAACCCUUGAACACUGCCAGGUAAUUUUGUAAUUUUGUAAGAUGUUGCUGGAAAAAACCCAAAUCGUGCCGACUGUGCUAGAAACCUCCUUCAGCACUUAGGGUGACUUGAUCGCUUGGCUCUUUCCCACAGCAGUCAUUUUGCCUCAAUUCUACCCGAUACCUGUAGAAAGCGGGUGCCACGGGAUGCCCGUGCUAAGGGAAAAGGAGAACGGAAAGGGAAACGGCCAUUUGGUCAACUCCACCUGGGAUUUGCUCCGUUCCACCAUUCGUUGCAGCGCAUGGGCCAAAAGCAGCUUUCGUUUGGCUUCAUGGCUGCACCCAGGGCCUCCUGCCGGUCGCGGGCCGGCCAUUACCUGCCACGGUGGGACAGAACACACAUCCAAGCUUCAGGCAGCAUUUUCUUCAGUCCUCCAUAGUUAUGGAUUGCUAAGUUAUGGCUCAGUCACAAGCUUAUUUUUAGCAAAUCAGGUAGUUUGCAUGGAUUUACACUGUGAUCAGGAAAUAGCUGCUUUCUGCUGAAUACUGUCAAUAUUCUUUGAUGUCUUGAGCUGACACCUGUUGCUAGUCUCACUGUUGUCUAAUUUUUAUAUAUAUUUAUAAUUUUUAACAGACUUGAGUGACUUCCUCCCGUAAUAAAAACUGAUUCAAGUUCUAA